Molecule: messenger RNA, 1972 nt
Organism: Theobroma umbraticum
Lineage: Eukaryota; Viridiplantae; Streptophyta; Magnoliopsida; Malvales; Malvaceae
Source: RefSeq, a predicted model, not a curated record
AUGAUCCCAGCCCUACGAGUUGCCCCAUCCCAGAAAUCCGACGCCACUCCUCACCCCUUCCCUACCCCGCCAAUACUCCCCAUUUUCCGCCAAAAGUACCCCAUACUUUCCAUUCAUCACCGAGACGUCCGGGCCUUUGCUGGCCGGAGCAAGAAGAAACCGGGAGGCCAAUCCUCGGGCCGGCUCGAAGGCAGCGCGGAGAUAAGGCGCGUGGCGAAGCAAAACGCGCGUCGAAAAUCGAAAAAGCUAGCCGAAUCCCUCUUCUACCGGUUGAAGAACCCUGGGAAACCAAACCAUGCCGAUAACUUCACGGAAGAAGAGCUGGAAGCAAUCGGACUCGGUUACGACAGGAUGGUCCGGUUCAUGGAAAAAGACGACCCGAAUUUGAAACACCCUUUUGAUUGGUACAAGUAUGGUGAAUUUGGGCCUUAUUCUUGGCGUGGGGUUGUCGUUGGCGACCCAAUUCGAGGGCGGUUUACGGAUGAAAGGGUUACGAUGAUAGGGGAAGUGAAGAAUCAUGAGGAAUGGGAGAAGAUAGAACAGUUCGAGAUGGCUUCAGAGUUUGGGAAAAGGUUGGAAAUGAUGGAUAAAAAUGUUGGCUUUAGGUACUUUUGGGUGUUUGUUAGGCACCCGAAAUGGAGGUUAAAUGAAUUGCCUUGGGAACAAUGGACUUUAGUUUGUGAAGUUGUUGUUGAAGCUAGGAAAAAUGAGAGGUUAGACAAGUGGAGUUUGAUGGGGAGAUUAGGGAAUAAAGCUAGAUCUUUGAUUACUCAAUGCGCGGCUUGGAUGAGACCGGAUAUCAUUUAUGUUAAGAAGCCUGUUAUCAAUGUAGGUUUUGAAGGUCAAGAUGAUUUUUUUAAGGCGUUGAUACCGUUUCUUGAUCCUAAAACCGAAGGGCUAUAUUUGUUUGAGGUUAGGAAAGAGGAUGGGAGUGUGGAACUGUGUAGUUAUUUUGAGGGGUUGUGUAAGAUUGUGAAGGUGAGUCAAAAGGCUUUUGUGGAUGAUGUGGUGAAAGGGUUUGAGAAGUUGAGUGACGAACGGAAAUCUCGGUGUUUAGAGUUUUUGUUGAGUAAUCAUCCGGUGCCUCUUUUGCAUCCAUACACAAAGGAGUGGAAGGCUAAGUUGGAGGAGAUGGAGUUGGGUUGUGAUGCACCGGAUGAUGUUGAGGAUGAUUGGGGCCGAGAUUCUGGUGAGACCCAGUUCACGGAUUGGAUUGAGGAUGAUGGUGGUGAUGAUGAGGAGGUGGAGGAUCAAGAGGAUGUGGUUCUGGAUAUGGAAGAAGGUGGAGAUGAAGCAUUUGGGACCGAAGGAGAGGAAUCUGAGGAAGAAGAGGAUGAAAAGUACUGGGAGGAAGAGUUUCAGAAGGCAGUAAGUAGCUCUGAAAGGAUGGAAAAACUUGCAAAACGAAGUGUUGAGAUGACUACAGAGUUCUACAAGAAGCAGUUGGGGGUAAUGGAAGCUGACAAAAAGAAAAAGAUUAUGGAAGAUGGAGAUGAAACUGCCCUGAGGGGUAAAAGAGCAAAAGUGAGACCAGAAGAGUGGAAAUAUGCAGGGAUUGGUCCGUGGAGGAGAAGGAUUAAGAAGAGCAAAAUUCCUCCGGAGCUGUUUUUAUGCGCAGCUGUUAGACCAUAAUAUAGGAAUCUUGUGAAGGAGAUUGUCUUGACAAGGCAUGCAAUAUUGGAGGGUGAGAUUGGUAGGAAAGAAUGAGGCAGUAAAUUUAUCGGAAGAGACUUAGCUAUUUGAUUAUAACAUAGAUGACCACAUAUUCAUGGCAAAUCUGUCUAUAUGCUGCACCAAGCUUGUUUUUGUAACUGUUAAAGGAAUCUUGAAAUUAUUUGUAAAACUGUACCGAAUGUAUGUUGUAGAACAAUUUUUGUUCAGAGUUGAGGGAGUCAUGUAGCUAGAGUUUGCACAGUUUGUCGUGUAACUCAUUGAAUUACAUAUAUGGUAGUUCUUUACAUAAUUUAUCCUA